AUGGUCAUGGAAACUCCUAGUCCUCAGUGCGUUGGCCGCGAAUUUGUGAGGCAGUAUUACACACUGCUGCACGAGGCCCCACUGCACCUUCACAGAUUUUACAGCCAUAACUCCAGCUUUGUUCAUGGAGGAGUGGAGAAGCCAGGAGAGGAGCAGCCACCAGUGACGGGACAGGCGAACAUUCACAAAAAGAUCGUGUCCCUGAAUUUUCGGGAUUGUCCAUGCGAAGAUCGUCAGGUGGACAGCCAUGCCACUGUGGAUAAUGCUGUUGUGCUUCAGGUGACGGGAGAGCUGUCUAACAACGGGCAGCCCAUGAGGAGGUUCAUGCAGACCUUUGUGCUCGCUCCUCAGUAUCCCAAGAAGUACUACGUCCACAAUGACAUCUUUCGUUACCAGGACGAGGUAUUCCAUGACACGGACAGCGAUGCGGAAACCAGGAGGAUGUGGCUGAAACACCGGAGACCCAAUACCAGGAGGAGACUCACCCAGAGAGGAACAAUGCCUGCUUAUUUUGAAAACACCCAGCCACUGAGGGAAGCUUUAGGUAUCCACUUGAACGAAAAGCAAGAGAAUUUAACUUCAGGUAAUGGCACGGCUCACCUGGAGGAGGUGACUGAUUCGGUGUCCCCAAAAGAGGAGGAAGAUGUUGUCAUUACGAAGGAGGAGGAGGUGGAGGUGCCUGAGGCAGGAACUGUCUUUUUUUCUCCUGAAUCCAAGCCAUUCUCAUGGGCUGCUAUGGCUAGUAAGAACACAGCAGGGGCGCCAGCAGUGCAGAGCACGAGCCCUGGCAGUCAUGCCCCUGUGCCAGUGAAAGCCCAGCCUGUAAGGACAGAGGUGAAGCCUGACCAAGGAGGACCCACUCCUCAACCACAGAGAGUACCCAGGCCGAGGAAUCGAGACCGUGAACGAGGGAGCAUCGGUCGCAAUGAGUCUGAGGGUGACACGGACAGUCAGAGUGGCAGACGGGGCUCUCGCUAUCCUGACAGCCACCAACUAUUUGUGGGAAACCUCCCUCAUAACAUUUCAGAAAAAGAAUUAAAAGAUUAUUUUGAAAAAUAUGGUCGGGUGGUGGAGCUACGUAUAAACACCAAAAGUGGAGGCGGGAAGGUUCCUAAUUUCGGUUUUGUGGUAUUCAACAGCCCAGACCCAGUUCAAACAAUAUUAAGUAGUAAACCUAUAAUGUAUAAUGGGGAACACAGAUUAAACGUGGAGGAGAAAAAGGCUAAAGGGGAAGGUGGUCGUCCCGGAAGUGGGCGUGGCGGUCCAGGACGAGGCGGGCCCAUCGGUGGAGGAAUGACCCGUGGGGGUUUCCCCACUGGCCCUUCAGGCAGAGGCGGGCCCAGGCCAGGAGGGGGAGGAAUGGGUGGCAGAGAAAACAGAAACAAUCCAGGAGGAGGAGGUGGUGGGAGGGGCAUUUCUAACUCGAGACGUUGACCUUCUGUUAAAUGGUGCUUAAAGAAAGUAUGCAAUUCUGAGACUGGACUUGUGAAGAGAGAAAGAAAGAAAGAGAGAGAGCGGGCGGACAGGUGAACUGUUGGUGAGGGCUGGCUUCCGGGCUGGCAGAUUGGUUGUGGCAUAUUAACCAACUGAAGACUGAGCUGAACUUCUUAGCCUUCUGUGUGAACAUCAUAGUUAACAUUACGUCACUCAGUCUGACUCCAGCUUCCCAACCUCUUCGGUUUGUUACUUAAAAUAUUAAAUGAAAAUCUCCUGUUUCAGAUAUUGUACAAAGUCUAUUUAACUAUUUAUCAUUCCCGUUGAUAGAUAGGUCGCCCAGCCGAUGUAACCAACCAAUGUAUUUUUUCCAAAAAUGUUUGUAAAUAAAUUCCUCUGUUGCAAACGGGUCUCAAUUGGUUUGCAUUGGUGGCAGUCUCUUUCUUGCUCACUUGUCUCUCUGUGACAGAACAAGACAGAAUUGCAUAUUUUCUAUGUUUUGUAUUCAUGUUUAUUGUCAACUGCAUAAAUCUGGCUCCGCUUUUGUCCUUACGUUUUUCCCCUCAUCAGAGACAAUUUUUAACGUGCUUGUCAACUUUUGGUGGGAAAACUUAAUGAAGGUGUUACUAAAAAAGCCCAAUAUACAAGACCCAACCUUAUUUUCGUAUAUUUUUUUUUUUAAAUAGAGUAUUAUAACUUUGUUUUAAUUAUCAAAACGAUGUGAUCUGCGAAGACUUUGUUUUGUGGAUAAAGUACUAUGCAAAGUUUCUACGGUAUCUUACUGUGUCCUGUACUAAGUUGUUUAGCCCAAGACGUGGCUCCCAUGCUGGCAAGGGAAGACAGGCACAGUUUUCUAUUAUCAUCCACAUUCCUCCUUCAUAGAAGCUGGUUUUAAAACUAAAUCACUACAUAGCUUAUGGCUAAAGAAAAAUCAGUGAGAGAAGAACCUGCGAUUUCAUAUCAGUAGCAUCUGCACAAGCUUUUCUGAACUUAAUUCUGAAGUUGGCUGAAUCUGCGUGGUCAAAUUGGGUGGGCUUUGAAAUGAUCUCUUAUCGUACAUGUAUUAACAGUUUGGGGGGAAAAUCAAUACUUAACUCAUGAAACAGGCUGGCAUCAUGGGUAAGGGAUUGGAGAGUAUUUAAUAACAAAGUUGACAAUUUAAAUGUUUUUAUAUCAGUUGUGUUAGGGGUAAAAUCUGGCAGCUUCUCACAAGGGUUGAUGCUUCUCUUCAGGGCUGCCUUGUGUUGCCAAAGAGAUUCUUCCAGUUUGAAGUAAAUUUCGUGUGUGGAAGUUUUUAUUUCUAUUUUUUAAUUUUUUUCCCCCUGGAGCUGAGAGAAGUAUGUGAGUGAAGAAAGGGAAAAAAUGCCAUGUCUUUCAGUGGAAGAUGUUGAACGACCAUUUGGCCAUUGUCCGUUAUGAGUUGUGAGAACCUUGUGAAAAGCUGCCAGUAUUUAAGAUAAUAAAUUUAUCCUGUAUUUAAUGUUUUCUCAUUGUCUUUCCAUUCUCCAUUUGUACAGAUCAUAAAAAAAUCUUAAGUGUAACACAUAACGUCUGCAGUUCUUGUUUAAAAACAGAAAAACAAAUGUUUGUAGAUUCAACUUGUAUUGUCUGGCUUCACGUUUUGAAAAACUAUUUAAUAAAUAUGUAGGGAUUUUCCCAUUU
This is a messenger RNA of Liolophura sinensis, 3096 nucleotides long. RefSeq names its product ras GTPase-activating protein-binding protein 2-like. The record is from RefSeq and is a predicted model, not a curated record. Gene Ontology annotation, cellular component: cytosol; ribonucleoprotein complex. Gene Ontology annotation, molecular function: mRNA binding. NCBI's taxonomy places the organism in Eukaryota, Metazoa, Mollusca, Polyplacophora, Chitonida, Chitonidae.